AUGUAUCCAGGUAUUUUGACAUUAGCUUUGAUAGAGUUGAAUCAUUUGAAGUGCAAUGGAUUAGAGGACGAUCUAUGUCAGGAACAUGCGAGAGCUAGCAACUUGAGAGAAUGCACUAACACCAGAGGAAUCUGGAAUUUUACAGAAGACGACGUUCUGCCGGAGGGAACUGGUGUUGUGGUGGUGCCGUCGAUGGUGCAUCGCGAUCCGAAAUACUGGAACGAUCCACAAGUAUUCCGGCCUGAACGAUUCAUUGAUGGAGAGCUGAAACAUCCCUACGCUUACAUUCCAUUUCCAGCUGGCAGCAGAAAUUGCAUAGGCCAACGCUUCGCCAUGAUGGAAGAAAAAUGCAUACUUGCGCUGUUGAUGCGACAUCUCCGUGUGCUUUCGCUUCUCCGUACAAACGAGAUGCGCGUCGCUGCUGAGCUCAUCAUUCAUCCACUCCACGGAAAUCGGAUAAAGUUUGAAGAGAGCUUAUGGUGA
Molecule: messenger RNA, 483 nt
Organism: Haemonchus placei
Lineage: Eukaryota; Metazoa; Nematoda; Chromadorea; Rhabditida; Trichostrongylidae
Source: the annotation of a GenBank genome assembly